Paraglomus occultum is the source of this 434-nucleotide messenger RNA. The record is from the annotation of a GenBank genome assembly. Lineage: Eukaryota; Fungi; Glomeromycota; Glomeromycetes; Paraglomerales; Paraglomeraceae.
GUCUACCCCCAGAAGAGAAGAAAUUCUGGCACUCUCAUAACUACAGUGUCAAAUCUGGCCUCUGGAUCAUGCCAACCAGUAUAUCUCCUGGAAUAAUACAUGAACGGGCAGAACGCGCCGAAUUAGCAGGUCUUGCCAAGACUUACGGAAAAUCGUUCAUAUUUUGGCAAUUUGACAGGGGCGAUCGACUUCCGCUUGGACCUCCUCAGCUAAUGAUGAGUUUCACAGAGGAUUGGCAGUUGGAUCAACAAGUACUUUCACGUAGAGACGGGAGAUAUCAUUUGAAUACUGAGAUUAAAAGAGAUGAUAGAAAAAAAUAUUCCAAAGAUCAUUGGAAGUCUGGUGAAGGUAUGGAUUAUGAAUUCGUAAGUGAAUACUCUGUUCAUAAUCACUCACAAGCGUUUCAUUUAGCGUGGCAAACUCAAAUGGCCAAG